AUGGUUUAUCAGCAUCAUCCAUCUUGACUGUUUAACUGGAGAAGCCCUCAGUCUAAAGUUUGACCUCUUCAUUCAUGCCAUGCCCUCUCCUGACUGUUGUUAGUGGAGUCUGGAUUCUAGCAAACUGCUCUUAUUAUCUGUUCCAAUGGAGAUCACCAGCAAAUGACCAGGGUGCCUUUAGUCUUCCAGCAGCAGCAAAUCAUAAGAGGAAAAGAACAAGGGCUUAUGGUCUUCUAAGCAUUUUGCCGUGAAACAUGGAAUGGAUCAAUAAAACCACCUUGUCCAACGCUUCGAACAAAGACUUGGGCCACUGUGACGGGCACUGCAGGACAAUUCUGAUAACACUCUAUGGUGGGGUUUUGCUGGGAGGCACCGCUGGAGCUAUUACUAUGUCUUGUAUGAUGCUCAAAAGGAACAACCAAUCAAUGAUUGCCAUGAUCGUUCUCAAUAUCAUAGUGCUACACUCCAUCCUCCUGGUCAGCCUUCCCUUCCGCCUCAGCUAUUAUGUCUUAGUCGUCUGGGAGUUUGGAUUCUUCACCUGCCGACUGGUUAGCGGCAUAAUAUACGGUCAUAUGUACUUCACCUUUGUUUUCUAUGUGGCCAUCGUCAUACUUCGAUUACUCAUCUAUUUUAAGAAACUACAGAUGCAGCAGUUCCAAAAGUACCAUGUGGUCGUGUUAUGCAUUAGUAUUUGGAUGGUGGGUAGUGUCAUUUUUUUGCCAUUUUUUUUUUUACAAUAUGGCAUCAAUCCAAUAUACUCAGAACAACGAUGCUUUGAGUUCUACAAAGACCUCAACCGCAGGGAAUUCGUUAUCUUGAACUACUCUAUGAUUGUCAUUAUGAUGACAACGGUUGUGACUCUCUUUCUGAUACAGAUGGGUGUCAUCGUUCAACUAGUAAAGGCUCUCUGGCCAGACUUGUGGGCCCAUCAAGAGUACAGAGCUCAAAUCAAGAGCUUCUUCUUCCUCCUAGUGAUAGUUGUCUGUUUUAUACCCCACCAUGUCUUCCGUGUGCACUUCAUUCAAAACUAUUCAGAGACAGGAAAUUCUGAGUUAGUUCUUUAUAAUGAAAUUUUUGUUGCUUUAACUACUGUCUGUUGCCUGGACAUGCUGUGUUUCAUAGGUGGAGUUAUCCAUUAAGUACUCCUAUGUUACUUGCUUUGUAAUCAGUUUUGCACCAUUGUGAUAAAAUAGUUUCAACUGAAUGGGUGCUUCCAUGAUUUCAAAAUUUUUCAAAUUCUCUGCUCUUAAUCAUCACCAAAAUUAUUUUUUUCUUGGAAAGGUAACCAGAUUGAUUUUUCCCCUUCCUCAGAGAAUGGUUAUCAGUUCUUCAUUAACAUAGAAUAUGUUCAAUCACCUUAGCUCUAUGCAGAUUGACCCCAAUCAUCCAGACUCUAACCCUGCCUCUUUUUUCUUGUGAUGUUUCCUUCUGUUAAGCAUAGCAAUGGGCUUUCCCAAUGCACUUGCCAGGCUAUCUUCUUCUUUGCAUUUGCUCUCACUGAUCUUUGAACCUAGAAUGUCCUUUUCCUCUAUUUCUAAACUAUCUAUUCUUCAAAGUCCAGACAACCUGAUGAUAAGGACUCUACAGAAGACUUUACUGAUUCAAAUUAUGCUCAACUUGAGACAGAUGCCUCUUGAAAAUUACUGAUUGCCAGUAAAGCUAUGGCUGCGGGCUGUGGUGUUUGAAGGAAAAGAUUAACUCAGAAGUAUAGAGACUUAAGAGAAAACUCUUUCAGGAUGGAUGGAGCAUUGAUGUGGUUUCAAUCUGAUUAAUACAUAGUAGGUGCUCUGGAGGCUGAAGUUACCUCCCAGAUCUGCCUUCCUAGAUGUGGAUCCAUGAAGCAGGAAAAGAGAUAGGAAAAGGUGGAAGCCAGCUGGACUUAGUCUAAGCAUACUGGCAGGCAGGAUUAGAACCCAUGCCCUUGAGUCCAUGGGACAGUUCUAAAGCUUGUUAAAGGCACCCUAUAUAACCAAGAAGUGUUACAAAAUUAAAAUCAGCUAAGUCAAUAAAAACAAAGACAACCAACUCAGAGUCCACCUAUCAAAUGUAGACAUUGACAUGCCCUUAGGCUUUUCUUUGCUUACUGUUAUGCUGCAUAAAGAGGACUCACCUCUUCUUCCUCACUCUCUAGUAAAUGGGUCAGAGGCUUUAGUUUUGGCCAAGACAAUUUCAUGCCAGGGCACUGUAGAAACUAGCAGGCAGUUCUGACUUGGCUCCAUUACCCUCCUGUCAAAAAUCCUUCCAACUCUUUCUGGAUUUGAGAGAACUAAAAAAAAAAAAAAAAAAAAAAAAAA
This is a messenger RNA of Sus scrofa (pig), 2294 nucleotides long. It is a transcript of the gene GPR141B, whose product is annotated as putative G-protein coupled receptor 141. Lineage: Eukaryota; Metazoa; Chordata; Mammalia; Artiodactyla; Suidae. Gene Ontology annotation, biological process: G protein-coupled receptor signaling pathway. Gene Ontology annotation, cellular component: membrane. Gene Ontology annotation, molecular function: G protein-coupled receptor activity; oxysterol binding. The record is from RefSeq and is a predicted model, not a curated record.